Messenger RNA from Mesorhabditis spiculigera, 276 nucleotides. Lineage: Eukaryota; Metazoa; Nematoda; Chromadorea; Rhabditida; Rhabditidae. The record is from the annotation of a GenBank genome assembly.
AUGACUUCAUAUUCAGCCAAAUCAGCAAAGCUCUCGGGUCUGCAGCUGCAAAACUUCGAUUUUGAGCCAGUCAAAACUGAGGCUGUGCAUCCGGACUUGAUGAAGGUCUUCAACUACUACUUGAAAAGGGAAUCGAUGCAAUGGGCUUGUCGGCGGAAUCGGACGUUUUUGCGAAUGGUGGGUGAUCGAUUUGUACCGUACGCAGAAGUAGAUAAGAUGUCGGGCCUCAUCGAUAUGGAGUAUAAGAAAAAUUCAAACAAGACUGCUGUUGCGUUU